Messenger RNA from Panicum virgatum (switchgrass), 950 nucleotides. RefSeq lists its product as uncharacterized. Bases 57 to 692 code for a protein of 211 amino acids. The transcript is spliced from 7 exons. The record is from RefSeq and is a predicted model, not a curated record. NCBI's taxonomy places the organism in Eukaryota, Viridiplantae, Streptophyta, Magnoliopsida, Poales, Poaceae.
UGGAUAAACUGGAGGCAGGGACGAAGGCACGAAGCAUCCCAGGUUGCCUUGCGACAAUGGCGUCGGCAGCUGCUGCGACCGCCAAGCCGAUCCCUCUACCGCCGGCGCCAAUCCGCCGCCGCGGCGGCGGCUGUUGCUGGAAGACCAGGCCGGUUCCCCUCGCCGCGGCGCGGCUUAGGGUCUCCGCCUCCGCCGCCUCGUCGGACGUGCCGGACUUCCUCUCGUCCAACUGGCUUGAGACACGCAAGAGAAAGCCCUUUGGUCCCAGGUUGAAUUUUAGUGCAGAAGAAGCAGUGGAAUACCAACUUGAGUCCUUGAAAUACAAUGAUCAGCCCCGCCAGGAUUAUGGGAUAGAGGUCAUGUACCGGUUUGCAGGCUUCGACCCCUUUGAAAGGUCAACUUACUUCGGACGACAAUUUGAUCUAGGACAGUUUGAACGCUUCCGACGCUUGUUUCACCAUUCAGCUUACAGAGUGUUGCUAGGCCACAAAGAAAGAAAGAUAUUAAGCAGCUUAUGGGUUGGAGAGAACCAAUUUAAACAAAGAGUUUGGGUACAAGGAGCCCGUCCCGAGGAAGAAGGAAUAUUUCAGUUUACAAUGGUUCAGAGAGUUGGAGGCUCGUGGGAUGGUUACUGGCUAACUGAGAGCUUAAUCAACGAUGGGGACGCAUUCUCAGGUGGUAUUGCUUACUGAUGUUGUGAAUCGAUGUAAAUAUUGAUCCGGUAGAUGUAUAGCAGUGUAAACCGUUGGCUCAGGAAUAGGAUCUUCCUUGGUCGUUGAAGAUGUAAUACGAGUGGCAGAACAGCAGCUGGUAUGAGCAGUGCAUAGAAUUUGGCUUGGAUAAGAUAUGCCUUUCUGGAGAUCUUUGGCAAUGUAGAACACGCUACUACUGUACAGAGAUAGCCCUUUCACGUUUGCCACAAAUGGUCAAACCUGCAUAUCCUUGAAGUA